ACCCGCUACGGCCAGUCGCCCGUCACUCGUGGAGUGCGCAUAACGUCUGUCAGGCCACGCCGCGCGACGGGAAAACCAUGUGGUGAAGUGAAACUGUCAAACGUGAUACGCACUCGCACACAAGUUAUUUCUAUUUAGUGACUGAACUUUAAUUUCACCAUAGUGUUUUAGUGUUAUUGAAGUGACAUUUUGGAAAAUUGGAUUAUACGAACGUAUAAUGGCCUUAGCUAGGUACCUUAUCCACAAAGAAAAAGUUGCCAUGCCAAGAACGCUCGCGUCGGGCAGCGAUUGCGGCGGUGGUGGGUCGGGCGGGGGCGCGCCCGCUCCGCAGUCGGCGCGCGUGUCCUCGAACGGCGCCGGUGGCAUGGCGGUGAGCCGCGUGCCCAGCCCGUUGCACGACGGGAACACGCCCGUCGCUGAAAACUGGUGCUUUACACAGGUGAAGGUGGUGAAGUUCAGUUAUAUGUGGACCAUAAACAAUUUUAGUUUUUGUAGAGAAGAAAUGGGUGAAGUUUUAAAAUCAUCGACAUUUUCGGCUGGUGCUAGUGACAAAUUAAAGUGGUGCCUACGUGUUAACCCAAAAGGACUCGAUGAGGAGAGCAAAGACUAUUUAUCGUUAUAUUUAUUGUUAGUGUCGUGUAAUAAAUCAGAAGUGCGCGCAAAGUUCAAGUUUUCGAUAUUGAACGCGAAACGGGAAGAAACAAAGGCGAUGGAGUCACAGCGGGCGUAUAGAUUCGUUCAAGGCAAGGACUGGGGAUUCAAAAAGUUUAUCAGAAGAGAUUUCCUCCUGGACGAAGCAAACGGUCUCCUGCCAGAAGAUAAACUGACUAUAUUUUGUGAAGUGUCAGUGGUAGCGGAUAGUAUCAAUAUUAGUGGGCAGAGUAAUGUUGUACAAUUCAAAGUGCCAGAAUGCCGGUUGUCGGACGACCUAGGAGCUUUGUUUGAUAGUGAAAGAUUCUCUGAUGUGACGUUAGCUGUCGGCGGGCGAGAGUUUCAAGCGCAUAAAGCAAUAUUAGCAGCGAGAAGUCCCGUGUUCGCAGCGAUGUUCGAACACGAAAUGGAGGAGCGGAAACGCAACAGAGUGGACAUCACGGACGUUGAUCACGAGGUGUUACGUGAAAUGUUACGGUUUAUUUACACGGAUCGAGCGCCCAAUCUAGACAAAAUGGCCGACGACCUCCUCGCAGCAGCUGACAAGUACGCGUUGGACCGGUUAAAGGUGAUGUGCGAAGAAGCGUUGUGCCUCAGCCUAUCAGUGGAGACGGCAGCGGACACACUCAUACUCGCCGACCUUCACUCCGCUGACCAGCUUAAGGCGCAGACCAUAGACUUUAUAAACACGAGUCACGCAACAGAUGUCAUGGACACCACCGGAUGGAAGAACAUGAUAUCCUCUCACCCUCACCUCAUAGCCGAAGCCUUCCGCGCCUUGGCGACUCAGCAGCAGCAGAUUCCUCCCAUUGGCCCUCCAAGGAAACGGGUGAAGCAGGCCUAGUGCAAAGCGAACACCCGCCUCUAUACCAAAGAUACCGACGGCGCUAUUUUCGAAUUCUACGCCGGAUAGACAGGCACCAGCCGAGGUAUAAGAUUGACCUGUUUAUGAGUACAUUUUGGCAAGCGUCAUCAUUGAAAGGGAAAUCCUGUGAAAUAUAGCUAACAUAUGACAUUUUAACUUUCUAUAAAAUAUAUGUCAUGUAUUCAUUUAUGUCAACCGAGCUGUUGCAUCUAAUGUAGGGUAGUACAGAUCAGCAGUAAAUAACUAUUUGCAGUUGUUAUAUUACUAAAUUUUUAAUUCGUUAUUUCUUAUCAUGGAAAACACUAAUUUACAUUUCUCAACCCGACAGCUUAUAUUUUUUUAACUGGCAACAUUAUAUGAUAAUUUUCUCAAACAAAUAGCAAGGGUAUGAAGGUUGUUUUAAUUUUUGUGAUUUGAUCUAUCAAUGCUGAAUUCGGUAUAAUAGUGAAAAAAAUAUUAAAUUUAAAAGGUCUAUUAAAGUUGGAAGGCGUUUAUCGGAAGGUCUAGUUUUAUAAUUCGAUUUUUAUCAAUGUAAUAUUUAUUUGUGAUUGUGAUAAAUAUCUACGCGAUUAUUAUCAACGACUGUUUUUAUGCUAUAUUUUACAGGACAUCGUCGACUAAAUAUUCUAAGCUCAAAAGAGAUAAAAAUUAUAUCUUUUGAUAGCAGAAAUUAGUUGUAGCAUCUUAGUGUAUUUAGACGGCGAUAUGUAUGUAUGUAUGACGAAUACAAAUGUGCCAAUAAGGGUAUGGAAUCCUAUUAAAAGUGUCCGUUAGUCAGUACCGGCGCCGGUACCGUUUAACUUUCAAUAGUGUUUGUGAUUGUUGAGUUUUUGUAUCGUAUCUGCGCUACCAACUCGUCGCCAUCCCUGUUGCGGUUGCAAGUUACCGAGUACCGGCGCAGCUGUCGUGGACGAAUAGGCCGGUGUGUUGUGAAUCUUUGGAUUCGUUCUCUGAUUGAUCUCAAGACGUUCGCUCCAUGUGCGUCGAGGCCCGCGCGCCAUAUUCAUGAAUUACGUAUAAUGGAUGUUGGACGCUUUUUGCGCGUUGUAGAUUUUCGAAGUAGGCAUUUUAAUAUUUUACGUAUUCUUUGUUUUUGUAAAUUAUUGCUUGUAUAUUUAAACAGUCUAUGUCAUUAAAAUGAUUUAACUAUAAAUAUUUGGCUUGUAUAGAGAACCACGAAAAUUGUAUUUGAUAGAAGCGUUAAAAGUAGAUUAUACUUGAAGUAGGUGAAUGCCGAACGCGCGACGGUUUUAUACAAAGCGGUGAGGGUAGUUGUAAAAAGCCGUCACACGUCGACGUUUUAGGUGAUUCGCGUGAUUGUAAUAAGUCUAUGAAAUCGUUGGUGUUGUAUAUAGAUGAUCUACGAUCCCACCAUUUAAUACUAUAUCUAAGUACUAAAUUUUAAGUGAAUGACGGAGGACACCGUUAUGUGUAUGAAUUUGUUGGUGUUAUUCCAAUGACAUAUUGUGAUUUUCAUUUGUAAGGUUAUAAAUAGUAUUUUAAUUACAAGCUUUGUUUGUUUGAAUUUGUCUUUAGUAUAAUUUUUCUUCGGUUUGUUCGUUUGUUUGUAUAUCUUCCGAGUCAUAUUUAUAGAAACGCACUUCAUCUAUGCUCACUUUCGCUCAUCAAUGAAAGAACUAUUUUUUAAAAAUUUAUCUUAUUCCUAUUUGUAUUAAGUAAACUGUUGCCUAUUGAUGGAAAUGUUCACAUUCGUUUGUAAAUGGAGGGAGGUACCAAUUAUAAAUAAUAGGUUUACAAGCCAAUGUGUAAGUACUGUGGCCAAUAAAGUUUAUAAUACCAUUUUAUACCCACUACCCAUAAUAGCUGGCAGCUGACGUGUAAUAUGAUAGUUACAAUACAAUUGUCAGAAGUAAUAACUGUGAUUUUCGAAAUUGUCAAUAAGAUGAAAUAAAUGAAAUGAUGUAAUAUUA
Molecule: messenger RNA, 3447 nt
Organism: Pieris rapae (cabbage white)
Lineage: Eukaryota; Metazoa; Arthropoda; Insecta; Lepidoptera; Pieridae
Gene: rdx
Product: protein roadkill
Exons: 8
Coding region: 218-1495 (425 amino acids)
Biological process (GO): proteasome-mediated ubiquitin-dependent protein catabolic process; regulation of proteolysis
Cellular component (GO): nucleus; cytoplasm
Molecular function (GO): ubiquitin protein ligase binding
Source: RefSeq, a predicted model, not a curated record